Messenger RNA from Amphiprion ocellaris (clown anemonefish), 720 nucleotides. RefSeq lists its product as uncharacterized. Bases 115 to 720 code for a protein of 201 amino acids. The transcript has 4 exons. Gene Ontology annotation, biological process: phosphatidylinositol phosphate biosynthetic process; signal transduction; inositol metabolic process. Gene Ontology annotation, molecular function: inositol monophosphate 1-phosphatase activity. NCBI's taxonomy places the organism in Eukaryota, Metazoa, Chordata, Actinopteri, Pomacentridae. The record is from RefSeq and is a predicted model, not a curated record.
GUUUCCGUCAUUAUCGUUGCUUUGUUUCCGUCUGUGCACUCCGGUUCUCCAGUAUCAGAACCCUCCGCUCCACCAAAUCCAGGACCAGGACCAGGCUCUGCUAUUCUUGCUCGGAUGUAUCGCGCUCCGAUUAGACCUCAGCGGAGUCCCGCAGCUCCUCAGGCGGCUGGAAGGUAUCCUUCCCCGUCUCCGUGUUGGGGCUUUCCCGGAGCUCGCUCCCCGUACGGAGGUUCCGGACACCGCGGAGGUUCCCCUCGGGGCUGCCCGCCCUGCUCUCCCGGUUCUCCCGUGUACUCCCCGGACUCCCACCGAGGGUACAUGGGCGCUUCUCCGGGCGGAUUCGGCGGGGACUCGCGGAGCUUCGACGGUCAGAGGCGGCGCAGAGGAGACGGUUUCAGGCGGCCUCAGUCCUUCUCUCCCUGUGGAACUUCGAACCUCCAGGUGGAGUUUGGUGUCGUCUACAGCUGUCUGGAAGACAAGAUGUUCACCGCCAGGAGGGGGAAGGGAGCGUUCUGCAACGGACAACCGCUGGAGGUUUCUGAGCAGAAAGACAUCCAGCAGUCCAUCGUGGCCACAGAGUUCGGAUCCAGCAGAGCCCCCGAAGCCGUCGACAGGAUCUUCUGCAGCCUGAAGAACGUCCUGAGCGUCCCGGUUCACGGGCUGCGUGGAGCAGGAACUGCAGCCAUCAACAUGUGUCUCUGUUCAGGAGGAGAUGGCUAG